This is a messenger RNA of Humulus lupulus (European hop), 900 nucleotides long. RefSeq lists its product as uncharacterized. Bases 1 to 900 code for a protein of 299 amino acids. The transcript has 2 exons. The record is from RefSeq and is a predicted model, not a curated record. Lineage: Eukaryota; Viridiplantae; Streptophyta; Magnoliopsida; Rosales; Cannabaceae.
AUGGUUUUAGGAGCUAAUCCCCCUUUUGACGUUUUUGAAGGUUUCAUAAAGAGAAUGUGGGGAAAACUGGGUAUCGAGAGAAUAGCGAGAUUAAAUGCAGGCCAUACGCUGGUUAAAUUCAGGGAUGAAGUGACUAGAGACUUGGUGUUAGAAAAUGGGGUUUUGCAUUUUGAUAGAAAACUUGUUAUAGUUAGGCCAUGGACCACUGAGUUAGAUCAUUUGAGGAUGGUUAAAUCGGUUCCGGUAUGGGUGAGACUGCCUGGUUUGGGGUUACAGUAUUGGGGAACCAAGUGUUUGAGUGCUUUAGUUAGCACUCUUGGGAAACCAAUUCUUGUUGAUAAGUUUUUGAAUGAAAGAGGGCAAUUAAUGGAGCAAUUUGUUGAGUUUGAAUGGCUGCCCACACAGUGUAAGAUCUGCAAGGUGUUUGGCCAUACUGAAUCUUCUUGUAAUAAGAAAAAAAAGGUUGUUUGGAGGCCAAAAGAUCAGACAGCUAAUGGAGCUAACUUGGACAAAUCGAUGGAAGAGAUAAAUCUGGGCAAAUCUGAGUUUCAGAAGGAUGCCAGUUCUUCAGUGCAGAGUAAUGUAGCUGGUUUCAAGUCUACACUGCCUGACAGUGCUUUGGAGGUUUCACAUGUUCAGCCGAAUACAGAGGUUAUUGUGGUAGCUACUAAUCAAGAUUCCAAGGUUGAUCAGGGGGCUGAUGACAGAGUUUCAGACAACAAUGUAGAGCAUGAAGGGGAAUGGAUCACACCUAGGAAAGUCGGUGGGAAGAAAUUGAUGGCUUCUAAGGCUCAGAACAAGUUGAAAAAUGCAUAUAAUGCCCUACUAGACAAGAGAUUGGAGGGUUCGAAAUUGGAUUUGAGUAACAAAAAAUCAAAUGGGGGAGUUCCAAAUUCUUAG